AUGGCCAUGUCAAUCCUCGGCGCUCUCAAGCUCGCCCCGUCCCCUCCGGCGACGGCGGCGCAGCCGGCGUGGCUCGGCUCCUCCUCGGUGCGCUUCCACCUCGCCAACGCCGGCGCCGCCGCGCUGGUCGCCGCCUCGCUGCUCGUCGCCGACCCGGCCCUCGCGUUCAGGGUUAGUUGUAUUGCGUUUGUAGUUGUACCGGUCGACCGAGUGUCGUGGCGAGGCGAUUGA
This is a messenger RNA of Triticum turgidum subsp. durum (durum wheat), 231 nucleotides long. NCBI's taxonomy places the organism in Eukaryota, Viridiplantae, Streptophyta, Magnoliopsida, Poales, Poaceae. The record is from the annotation of a GenBank genome assembly.